GCGGAUGUGAACGCAGUCGACAUCAGAAACAAGACAUCGCUCCAUAUUGCUGUAGCCCAUGGUCGCGAGGACAUCGUUCAACUCUUGCUCCGACAUAAUGCAGAUGUCAAUUCAAGGAGUGACGGAGGCUGGACGCCACUCCACAACGCGUGUGACAAAGGGGCCGAGUUGAUUGCGCGUAUGCUCUUGCGGGCUGGGGCUCAGGUCAACAGUCAGCUGUUGAACGGUGUUACAUCACUGCAUUUGGCUGCGCAGGCGGGUCAUAAGGAGGUUGUCGAAUGCUUGAUAGAACAUAAAGACCUGAAAAGGAGGAUCCGCGACAACUUUGGCAGCACACCGUUCCUGCGAGCAGCUCAGUUCAAGUGCAAGGACAUUGUAUCGCUUCUCGCCCCGUUCAACAACGUUGAUGCGCUUACGCCAGAAGCGAAGGGCGCGUGUGAAGCGUUUGAGGCCACCGUGGUCGACUUUGGGAAUUUCCACAAUGAGAACCGAGUGAAGAAGACGUCGGUUUACAACCUUCUGUAUGGUCGAGAUUCCGAGAAUCCGCGGAAGCAAGCCUUCAACACCCUCCCAGCCGAUAGUCGGGCGACCGAAUUUCGCUGGAUUCACCUACCUGCAAACAACCUAACCUGGGUUGAAGCCCUGCUGACCAAAUCCUUCAUCGAGGAGGGGGCGCACGACGUAGAGAGCUUCAAAGGGCUUGAAAGAUCGUUCCGAUACCAACACCGUGGGCAAAGGACCCAUUCGCACUUUAUGCGACCGUUGUGCCAGAGUACCCCUCGCGCAGCACGAAUCCAUGAGGAUAGUUCGGAGGAAAAAGAGGUGGCUUCUCCCCAGAUCCUUCUUAAUGGUCAAUCCAUCGAGACUCCGAAGUCACCAGGAGAUGGAAGCAACCAGAGGGGUCGGAAACAGAAACCACAAGGCAGCAAAGGCGAUCGGCCAGACACCAGUGCGCACGACGAUGGCAUGAAUGGACCUCCUGGAAAGAAGGGAAAGAACGCAGCCAAGCGCGGAAAGAUCGGGGCAUUGGCGAAGCCUGAGCCGAGGAACCAGUCCCUUGCUGCUCGGGAGAAGCAUCGGCCACUGCUCUCCUUGGGCAAAGAUCAGGCGAACACGUCCUGUAACGUGUGCAUGUUUAUGCCCUACUUGCAUUUUGAAACAGAUGAAAAAAGGAAACAGAUGCAGGAAGCGAUUAAACGGGCUGAGACGCGGAGCCUGGGCCGUCCGGGCCUCACGCGGACAGCCACGAGAGACGAGCUUCUCAUCAGCGCCCACCUCGCGUCGUCGAUGUCUUCGCUGCAUAUCAGACGAACGUUAGACCAGUUUUUCUAUCCAAACAUUGAUACGCAGACUCGAGACCAGGACCAGGUCGUCUUCCGCUACCAGACGAAAGGACAAGGGCGCGAACGUUUUUGGGCCGAGCCCAAGAUCUUCAUGGUCGAUCAGCUCUGGAUGUGGAUCAUUGGAACAAACCUGAUUGUAACCGGGUUCCCCCAGCGAUGGGACCAGCCCAAAAAUGAUCCCCUCAAUGUUUUAGAUGGCAUCAUUGAAGAUAUCAAUUCUAAGACCAGGGAGCCGGUGCGGUCCGUUUACGACCUGGCCAUCCUCAUUACCGCGCGCUGCUCUGGCAUCUUCGACCGGCACCGCAUGGGAGAUGAAGAGUACCAGUUUUUGGACAUGUUUGAGGCCUCUAUCGGUGUGGCCACAGACCGUGAGACAGUGCUCUUCAAUCGAUUCAACCGGGCGUCCGCGCAGGCAUCCGACUGGCUCAAAAACCGCCGCAAGCUUAACCGCUUUGCCAGGAAUCCAUCCACCAAGGAUGACACAGCAGAGAACAGCAUUGAGCGGAUUCUAAAGGAGGAGGAAGAGGAUGAGCAGCCCCUCUUCGUGGAUAAUCUGCUCGAUAUCGGCCAGGAAACCGAGCUCCUUUCCGAGGCAAAGGAUAUCCGCGACGAGCUCAACAUGAUCCGUACAGUCUUGCAGCAUCAGCAAAACGUCCUUCUGGAUUUCCAAGAGGCCAUCUGCGAGAUUUACUUCGGACAGCAGCGCUCGCAGUACGAAGUCAAGAAGCGGUUCAAAGAGCAGCAACGUACGAUCGACAUGCAUCUGAAGGAUAUCGACCGGAUGGACAAGCAGGCGGAGCGGAUCUAUUCUUCCAUCACCGAUUUGCUGGACCUCAAGCAGAAGCACGCCAACGCGUUUGAGGCGCGGUUCGCCCGCGACCAAGCUGCCGGGACGACGCGCCAGGGCAAGAUCAUGAUGGUUUUUACCAUCGUCACGAUCGUCUUCCUCCCAUUAUCUUUCAUCACGUCUGUCUUUGCCAUUAAUCUGGCCGAUUUCCAAGGGCCAGACGGGUCUGAACUACUGCAUCUGCCGUACGUGGCGAAGUACACGUUUGGCAUCGGGUUUGCCAUCUCCAUUCCACUGAUUUUGGUUGCUUUGUCUGUUGAUGAUAUCGGAGAUGGGUGUCAGGAGGGCAUGCGACGAAUACGCCGGUGGAUGACACGGAAGAGGGCAAAUGAGCCCACUGGCGUGCAGGGAAGUCCGAGGCCGACAGCAUUCGAGACCGAGAAGAUACUCAGUGCCAGGCGAUCUCGGAAAAGCCUGGACACGGAUUUUGCAGGCAGUCUGCUGCCUGUGUCGACACGAGGGACGGUGAUGUCCCGGCGAGAUGACUUUUAUUGAUGAUGAUGAUCAAAAUGACUGAUGAUUAUGACAUGUAAGGUAUAUAGGAUGUAUGGCAAGAUAGACAAAUUGUUG
Aspergillus sclerotioniger CBS 115572 is the source of this 2760-nucleotide messenger RNA. Its product is annotated as ankyrin repeat protein. The record is from RefSeq and is a predicted model, not a curated record. Gene Ontology annotation, molecular function: protein binding; metal ion transmembrane transporter activity. The coding region runs from base 181 to 2685 and encodes 834 amino acids. Gene Ontology annotation, cellular component: membrane. Lineage: Eukaryota; Fungi; Ascomycota; Eurotiomycetes; Eurotiales; Aspergillaceae. Gene Ontology annotation, biological process: transmembrane transport; metal ion transport. The transcript has a single exon.